Eriocheir sinensis (Chinese mitten crab) is the source of this 5235-nucleotide messenger RNA. RefSeq names its product pancreatic triacylglycerol lipase-like. Gene Ontology annotation, biological process: lipid metabolic process. Gene Ontology annotation, molecular function: lipase activity. The transcript is spliced from 9 exons. NCBI's taxonomy places the organism in Eukaryota, Metazoa, Arthropoda, Malacostraca, Decapoda, Varunidae. The coding region runs from base 559 to 1950 and encodes 463 amino acids. The record is from RefSeq and is a predicted model, not a curated record.
AGUCUCUCUCGAUGCUGUGAGUUGGUUGGAUGCCUUCCCCGUGAGUGCUGUGACUGUUAUCUCGCACUGCACCUUGAUGUUAUUGAACCUAACUCAAGGAAAUGCUAGGAAAGACUUGUGGAGUGUGAGGGGGGCGAGUGGGAGCGAUAGAGGGAAAGAUCAUAUUUAAACCACCACGUUAAGCUCAUUCUCUUUAGCCUUCACAGGUUACCCAGGCUCUAGGAUUUGAAAAGGACAGGAGAAACAGGUGACAGAAUGGAGAACAUUUCGAGAAUAGGCGGUGUUGAGGAGAGACAAGGCUAGCGGGGGAGGAGAGACAGGCUGGCACUUGAGGAUAGAAGCUCUUGAGAGGCCCUAAGACCCUUGCCAGCAGUGUUGAUAGAUAGCCAAGAGGAGGAGGGAAGAGGAAGAGGCACAUUUCAGGAACAUCAUAAUAGGCAGUGAUAGAACCAUUGAGGAAGGAAGGAGGGAAAGCAAGGCAGAAACAUAGAGAAGUGUCAGAUAGAGCCAAGAGUAUACCAUUGGCUCUAAGGACCGUGACCCCGUAGCAAGGAGCACAUGAGCAGCGUGGGAGGCGGGGAAGAGUGUAACAGCACCUCCAACAGCAGCACCAACAACAGCAGCAGCAACAACAGGACUCAUAAUCUACUCUCCAUGCCCUCGCCCACGCCUCAAACAACCAAAAUGCGCUUCAGUUGUUUCCUCUCCCUGCGAGCCAUGGCUGCCGCCCUCUCGCUAACCUUGGCAGUCCUUUUCUUUCACCCAAGUCUGCACAGUUUCCUGGUUGGCAGCACCGACCCCAACAACCCCUUCGUCUACGUCAGGAACUUCCACCUUUGGACCAGGCGACAACCCCACCAGGCACACGACCUCCCCAUGGGCUCCCGCUCCGCCUUGGUGGCCACCCGUUUCCAGAGCAAGCAGACCUACUUCAUCAUUCAUGGCUUCCUGGGCUCCAGCACCGACAAGUGGAUCGAGUCUCUCAAGGAUGCACUACUCCAGCGGCAGGACUGUAACGUGAUCAGCGUCAACUGGUCCGCCGGCUACUCCACCGCCGAGUACUUCCUCAUCCAACCCCGGGUGAGGACGGUGGGCAGCGAGGUGGGCCAGUUCAUCCUCUACCUGCAGGAUGCCGUCGGCCUCACCACAGACCAGAUCCACGUCGUCGGUCACUCCCUUGGGGCUCAUGCAGCAGGCUUCGUGGGCAAGACACUCAACGGCAGCCUGCCCAGGAUAACAGGUCUGGACCCAGCUGGCCUCAGCUUCCACCAGGCCGAUAGUGCUGACCGCCUCGACCGCACGGAUGCUGGCUUCGUUGAUGUCAUCCACACCCACGGCUGCUCCACCCUCCUCAAGAUGUGGGAUGAUUGUUUUGGCAUCGAUGAGAACCUGGGUGAUGCAGACUUUUGGCCCAAUGGAGGAGAGCGCCAGCCAGCCUGUCAGGAGGGCGGGGACGGAGCCUCUUCUGUCAAAGACGGCAGCAGCUGUGACCACGGCAUGGCUUACGUCCUCUACACGGAGAGCAUCAAAUACCAGCCGUCCUCCACCCACUUCCUGGCCCGCCAGUGUGCCUCGUGGAAGUACUACAACAACAAGACCUGCCCCUGCGGCCACCCCGUCCAGUACAUGGGCUUCAACGCUGAUCCCAGAGUGAGUGGAGUCUUCUACCUGAACACCAGCAGGACAGCUCCCUACGGCCUGCUGGACUCAGACUGUUCCGCUGGUGCCUUCUCCCUUGUGCAGAUCAUGGGUCUGGUGAUGCUGUCCAUCCUGCUGGUGUUGCUUCUGCUGCUGGUGACACUGGUCCUCCUGCAGCAGUACUUUGGGUUGCCAGUCAUGGCGCAGCUGAGGGCAAUACUCUACAUGGAGGAUGUGGUGUGGCACGGGCUGGGCAAGAGUCCUUCCACACACAUCCUCAACUCGGAGAAAGCCGUGGCUGUGGAUACUUGAAGUGGACCAAGUCAAGUUGCAGCGGCAGCAGCAGUGAGAGCCUGUGAUCUAGUCAAGAGUGAGUCCAGCCGCAGCCUCUUUGUGAUGUGUUCGUCAGGCCGCCCCGCCCCCUCGGCACGUGAUGCUGUGUUCAUCGUGUCUGCUGGAGUCUGCUGCGCCUGGCGUGCUGUGUUGCCCCCUUCAGUGGUGGCCAUGUUCAUUAUUUAGGAGGGGAAAGGAUAUAGAUAGAUAUAUACUUUAAUGACCACAACUACAACAUUCACUAUAGAUAAAGAAGAAAACUAUACAUCAAAUAAAUAAAUACAAACUGACAUAAUCCAUAAAAAUCCAAUAUAUGCAUAAAUAAAUCCAUGAAACUCAACCAAAUACAGAAAUAAAAAAAAUCAGCAUAACUAAUCAUAAACAAAAGUCAACAUUGUCUUUACAGCUAGAAACCUUCUUUUGUGCAAUCAUUUUUAUAGGACGUGUGUAGAUCAAUCAGGUGGACUGUUCUGCCAAGAUAACAAUGACUUUAUAUUGUUUGAGAGGAAGUUCGAAGAAAUAUUUCAUAGUAAACAUCUAACAGUAGUUUUGCAUUUAAUUACUUUUAUAAAUUUUCAAGUUCACAAUACUGAUGAAUUUUAUAAUCUUGAUAAUACUGAUCAAUGCAAAAAUCAUCUGUAAUCAAUAGUGUAAUUUAUUGUGGUUUCAGACUAGACAAAGGUAGAAAAAAAAGUAUUCAGAUUUUUAUGAACUGCUUUGUGUACCAGCAAGGCAUGUAAUUAUUAUAUGUCACAUAGAUGCUGUAGAAUUGUGUUAUCAGUCUGCUGCGACUCUAAGUAACAGUUUGCGUGAAGCUGUCACUUCUCCGUUGUUCCCAAAGAUAGGUUUGUCCAUGACCAUAUAGUUUGUAGGGGAAUCUCACAAGUCUGCUCUCACCUUUCUGAUUAGUACUCACAACAGGGAAUGAACAGACUAUAGUACUCACAACACGGAAUGAACAAUAGUCUGAGAAAUCUAGCCGAGAAAAUAAUAAUAAUAACAAAAAUAAUAAUAAAAAUAAUCACGUUAGUUACUACUUCCAAAGCACAAAUCCUUAAGAAUAAUUCAUUGGCAUUUGAUCACCCAUGCCCCCACAAAAUACACCUAAUUUUAAGUAGUACGGCAAUUUAUGUACACUGAAUAUUAAGAAAAAAUCAAUAAUGGUGACAUGAAAUAAACUAUGUAAUCAUCCAGCACAUGUAAGUAAAAUUUUUAAGUGUUAAUUUUUUGCGCCUCGAUUAAAUUUUCUGGAGUUGUUAUUAGUAUUAUUUUUAUUAUUAUCCUGAUGUGAACACUAAUUGGAUUGGUGUGUGUGCAUCGACAAACAUGUUAAUUAUUAUGUUUCCACUAAGUACCUUGUUGCAAUGGUAAUGACUAUAUGCAGGCUUUAAUACUGUGUAAUCACCUGAAGUUUAUUUUAAGUUCCUUGCUUGUUGUAUGGAAAUGAUGCCUGAGUUUAGAAAUCCCUUAUAUUUUGUGUAUUACCCGACAAACACUAUAUAGAUGCCUCGCUUCUCAUUAAUUUCUUAGAUUUGUAUGCAGCCUUACAGGACCUCCAGCUUUAAGUUUUCUUUUAAGUUAUUAAGAGAUAACAUAAACUGGUAAAUUUCUUUCUGCUUGGACUUUGCAGAGGGAAAGGGAUGGGAGAAAAACAGAAACAAUGAAAAGGGUUGUGAGCUAUCAGAGAUUCUGGGUUAUAUAUGUGGUUACCUGUAUUCUAACAUUCUAAACCAUUUCAACAACUUCUUAACAACAAAAGGGACUCAACUCACAAGUGCCAGGCUCCCAAUGAUAAUAUUUUUAUACACACUCAUCCAUCUCACUCAUGCAUCGAUGACUAACACCCUUAAUGUUGAUCUGUACAUAUUUCUCGCUGUACUGCAUAUCAGACCACAUAUCGAAUUUUGAGCCCAGACUUACCACUGAAGAUAAAUAGCCAAUAAUAAACCCACUUGUCAUGCUUAGCGGGUUAUGAAGUUAUACCAUGUCAUAGUUUCAUAAAGUAACAGUACAUAUUAUUGAAGUUAUACUACUCUUCAUUAUCUGUCAUAGUUUUGAAAAGGGACAGUACGUAUUUGAAGUCAUAGCAUACUUCACUGUGUCAUAGUUUAAAUAAAGGAAGAGUACUGCAUAUUAUACUGAGGCUAUACUACACUCUCCAUUAUGUCAUAGUGUUAUUAAGUGACCACACAUACUCCAUUACCCUCAAAUAUGGCUUUAAUGAAGUGGAUAACCGUGUAUUUUGUUUAUUUUAUCAAGGGGUCAUAAUUUUCCCUCCCAGAGUAGGCCCAUGUUGCACACCCUUAUGAUAUGUAUAUGGUAUUGUGUUAACACUCCAUGUACAAGCCUUCUGUGAGCAAGAUAAAAGAACAGUAACACUUGAAAGAGAAUUUUAUCAUAUUAUGUCCAUCUAAAGUUAAAUUAAAUUUGUAUCAAGCAUUUAAUAGUAACCCAGGAAGCCCUACCAUGAACUUUUUGAUUUUGGCUAUAUAGUGAUUUUGUAUAGUUUGCUGUAAAGAAAGAUUUUGCUGUGAUUUGAGGAACAGGCAUAAGUAAAACACUAUUAACUCAGUGAUGUUGUAGACCCCAGUAUCAUGAUAAUUUAACCUUUGUGGUAAUUAAUAGUUUGGACAAAGUCAGGAAUCCAUAAAAGAAGAAUGUUAAUGUUAAAGAAUUAAAGCAUUAUCGUAUCAACAGAUGUUUAACAAUUUGAACCAAGUUAGGAAUUUAUGAAAAAAAGAAUGAUAAUCCAGAAGAAAUAAUUCUCACAUCAACAGAAGCAUAAUGAUAUAGUAAACUGUCUUUGAAAAUCGAUUUUGAACUCUACAUUCUGCAUUUACUACCAAAGGUUAGGUUAGCUCGAAUUAUAAUGUUAGUGUGAUUAAAAAAAUUGUAUGCUACCAUAAAAGAAUAAGUAAAGAAACCUCAAAUUAAAGACAUGACAAAAUUUAUCAAGCAGUUAUUUAAUGUUUCAAGAGUGGCCUACAUUUCUACAUAUAUAUACACUUACUAUCAAUAAAGAAAUAAAUAUACAAACCCCAAAUUAAUGAAAACAAAAUUUACCAAGCAGUUGUUUAAUGUUUCAAGUGUAACAUCUCUGCAUUAUUUGUCUGUGAGUUUGAUGUUUUAUGUUCUAGCCCCAGAUGAAGAAGACUAUUAUAUACAAGCUGUUAAUUAAUAAACUGUAGAGCAUUAAUUGACUCCUGUCCUGUGUGUUAAUUGUAUGCACGUGGCAGAGUAAUCAUAUAUUAUACAUUAUUAUAA